Brassica napus (rape) is the source of this 897-nucleotide messenger RNA. RefSeq lists its product as uncharacterized. The record is from RefSeq and is a predicted model, not a curated record. The transcript has 7 exons. Lineage: Eukaryota; Viridiplantae; Streptophyta; Magnoliopsida; Brassicales; Brassicaceae. Bases 1 to 897 code for a protein of 298 amino acids.
AUGGAGUGGCCAUCACGUUUGCUUCGACACCAAGGGCUCCUAAACCUAGACACGACAUAUAUAUAUAAACGAUGCUCCCACUCAUCGAAAGAUGCCCUUCCUUUAGCCAUCGUGGAGUCUAAGUACGCGGCUAUUGCGAAAAUUGUUUCGGAUAAAGAUGAUUUCUUUACCCAUACACCAAGAAAAACCAUUGCUCAAAUGAAGGAAACAAAACAGGUUGAAAAGUGUAUUCUGAUGUGCACCAUCGCUGGUAUUGAUUCUGAUAUGGGGUGGUUUUAUCUGAGCUGCAAAGUCUGUUCUAAAAAAGUCUCGACCGUUUAUGCGGUCAGUGACGAUGAUGAUCUGAAGCACACAUAUUAUUGUGUAAAGUGUAAGGCUUACAAUCCUGUCACAGUUCCAAGCAACACAAAGCUAAUGGUGUUCGAUAGUCUUGCUGUGCAACUGGUCAACAAGCCAUGCUCGCAGAUUGCUGGUCCGUCAGAAAAAGUCGAGAUUGAGGAAACCAAUGUGUUGCCUCCGGUUCUUAACACCAUCAUUGGCAAAACGUGCUUAUUCAAAAUUCAAAUCGAGAGGGAGAACUUUGUCUACAAACAUGAUACCUACAAGGUUUUGAAGGUGAUCACUAACAAAGAUUUGAUCAAAGAUUUUGAAGAAAGCAACUCUCAAGAUGGAAGCGAAGGUGUAUUUCAUGAUAUGGAUACUCAAUCCGAUGCACCAGAGGCCUCUCUUGCUAAUCAAGGUUCAGCUUCUGAGCAGUCUGAGUCUUUCGAUCUGACUCCUGCUAAACGUGUUAGGGCAGUCGAUAUUGAAUUGGAAGAAAUCAAUGACCAGAAUUCUGUUACGAGGAGUACCGGUUCCAUGAUGAUUAAGAAGGAGAAGUUUGCUAAAAGUGGCUGA